UGAUCGAAGAAAGAUGUUUUUUGUCUUUCAGAUGUUGCCAGCAACUUUAGUAACUUUAGCGACAUUUUUAUUGGAUUUAUCGAGUGCAUCUCCGGUGUACAACAUGCAACCUGCAUUUAUCACCACAAAUAUAGGGUCAACAAAUGGCAGAAAUAUCCGCAACUUGCCAUGUGUAUCCAGGAAAAACAAUGGACUCACUGGAGUCUGCAUGUUUGCCAUAGAUUGUCUGAAAUCGAAUGGUACUCAUCUGGGUACCUGCAUUGAUAGGUUUUAUUUUGGCUCCUGUUGUCACAUUGAACCAAUCAAAGAAGCUGAGAAUAGCAUAGAAACGAAUAUAAUUUUGGACAGUCGGGUACCACCUGAAAGGGUGCACAAUACCACUUUGCUCAUCAGUACCAGCACGCAGCCGAGUUUCAGUAGCGGUACAGCCAUGGCACAAAACACAACAACAACCAAUGCACAAACAAAACUACCCAGUAUCACAACCACAAAGAGAUACUCCAGCACAAUGAGACCAACUACUACGAAAAGCAGCAGCAAAAGACCCAGUCUCAUUAUAAAGCCAUCUACAACAAAACCAAUUGAACCCAAACUUCCUUUGGCCAGCAGCACCAUUUUCACCAGUACCACUGAAGAGGCAACUACAACUCCCCAAAAACUGCAAACUUUCCAGAUUAUUGAUGGAGCGCUUCUAGAAACCACAACGAUUAAACAUAUUUCAGUUGGCACCUCAAAGCGACCCACUACUCCUCUUAGGACAUCGACGAAAAGUCCUGUCACUACAACCAAGCCCCGCCCAGCAGUCACGGCGCCUCAUAGGCCGUACCACAGGCCCAGCUCAACGUCUGCCACUCACAAACCUUCAAGACAUACAACUAGUAAACCUCCAGCAAAGCAUACCAGACCGACUAAAGGUUCAACGACUAAAAGACCGGUGACUAGUACAACUAGCAAAAUUACUAGCACGCGGAUACCUGCAACAACUAACCCGACACGAAGACAUACGCGGCCCACUGCAACAACAACAACAACAACAACAGCUAAACCCAUCAGAACUACAACGCCGCCUGUUCGAACCACAACCCAGUCACCUAGUAGGCAUCCUACCACCGUGACGACAAGAAAACCGUCACCUCCUACAACUCGUUCACCAAUAAGCACAACGGCGAAACCAUCAACGAGUUCCCUUAAACCAGUUUCUUCUACUUCAACUCAAACUACACACGUUGCUUCGUCCUCCCAAGCUUCUGGAAUAUCGACAAGUGUUCCUAGCAUUGAGGACCCAGUUGUAAAGAAAAACAUCACUCAAAUCAUGGAAACUGAAUUGAAUCCUGCAAACAAUGAAGUGAUUGAAAGCAGCGGUUUGCUGACUUUGAUUAAUGGAAGCAGCAUUUCAACCAGCACUGUUCAGCCUGCCACCACCAGCUCUGCACCAGUUUCGAGCCCCAUCACGACAAGCUCAGCAAAACCUGAAACAUCUGCUCCCACUGCUACAACCAGUACAACGAUCACGACCAGCACCGUUCCUGUAACCAGUCCAAAACCGCUGAUUGAACUUACAACUUGGACCGAAACUGUGAAAAAUGAAACCACCAUCAACAUUGUACAUGAGAAUGUGACCACUUCCAAUUUCACUGGAGAUUGGAUUCCGAUAACGACUCCAGACUCAUGGGUACCACUUCCAAGUCUGACUCCUGUUACCUUAUCACCAAUAGCAUCGCAAAAUGCCUCAACAGUCGUGUUGUCGUCAACAACUCCCGUUUCUUUAGAACCUUUAUCAACCAUCACUCCAGUAUUGACGUCUUCAACACAUGAUGUUUCUGCAUCAGAAUUUACAGAAUCUCCUUUGAUUACAAUGGCGAUAAAUACAACAGUUUCAUCAGUUGCAUCGACAACAUUUACAGUAGAUGUCACUGAAAAUACUACCGCAAUAACGGAAGCAGGUGGAGGUGGAACUUCUACCGAGACCAUGGAAACAACAUUGGAAAUGGAAACUUCAAGUAGUGCAACAACUACUGAAGAUAUAACUGGCACAAAACCAGUGAAUAUGAGUGAUUUUACUGAUGUAUGUGGUAGACGAAUGUGGCCCGAAGCCAGAAUUGUUGGUGGAGAAAAGUCCACAUUUGGAAAAUGGCCAUGGCAAAUCUCAUUAAGACAGUGGCGGACAUCCACGUACCUUCAUAAAUGCGGAGCAGCUUUGCUGAAUGAGAAUUGGGCCAUUACAGCCGCUCAUUGUGUCGACAACGUACCGCCAAGUGAUCUUUUGCUUCGUCUGGGUGAACAUGAUCUUUCCAAUGAGGCCGAACCUUAUUUACAUGAAGAGAGAAGAGUUCAAAUUGUGGCUUCACAUCCGCAGUUCGAUCCGCGAACUUUUGAGUACGAUUUAGCUUUGUUACGAUUCUACGAGCCCGUUCAGUUCCAGCCGAAUAUUAUUCCAGUUUGCGUUCCGAAAACCGAUGAAAACUUUGUGGGUAGAACGGCAUAUGUUACUGGAUGGGGACGAUUGUAUGAAGACGGACCUCUACCUAGUGUUCUUCAAGAAGUGUCCGUUCCAGUAAUAAACAAUUCCGUUUGUGAGUCGAUGUACAGAUCGGCAGGUUAUAUCGAGCAUAUUCCCCAUAUAUUUAUAUGCGCCGGUUGGAGAAAAGGAGGAUUCGAUUCCUGCGAAGGAGACUCUGGAGGACCAAUGGUAAUUCAACGGGAGGAUAAACGAUUCCUUUUGUCUGGUGUAAUAUCAUGGGGAAUUGGAUGCGCGGAACCGAACCAACCUGGAGUUUAUACGAGAAUCAGUGAAUUCAAAGACUGGAUAAAUCAGAUUUUGCAGUUCUAAUAUAGUUCAUAGACAGAAUUUGUUGGAGUGAAAAAUUGGAGUGGCGAACAUUCGGCUGACGAAUUUAAUUCGCCUAUUUCUAAUAAAUGGUCUAAUCAUAUUUUGCAACUAAAGUCAAUAUACCGAAUUCCUAGUCUGAAACAUAAAAUAAAAUGUGGACAAUGCAUCGAAUAUUAAUACAUAGAGUGUGAUAAAAAAACUUGACUUCCAUCGAAUUUCGCAAAUAGAAUUAUGCUGUAAAAAGAUUAAUGCUAGAUUAUACUGUAAAUAUAGGUAUAUAAGUAUUGAAGACUAAUUUGUAAUGUAGCAAAAUUGUGCGAACAGGUAAUUAUAGAUUGUCAUGACAAAAUAAAUAAACUCCUACCACUACUUAGUGGUAGUCCAUGCACCUGCAAAUCAUAUAUGAAAUUUCUGAACUCUGAAAAAAUAGGUUUCAUUUCUGAUAUACAAAAUAUAUCAGACUAGAACAAACAUUUUAAAAUAUUGAAUAUCAGGCCAUUGACUUAAAUAAGUACGCUGCUUGCUGUUAUUGUUAAUAUAUUAUGUAUGUAUAUUAUUUAUUUAUUUAUUUCAACUGCAGAAAUAACGAAAAUAUGUAUUUUCUAGGUAAUGAAAUUUAGUUUGUUACUGUUAUUUUGUACAUAUGUGAAAUGGUGCCUGUGAGAAUUAUUUCUGUAAAAAUAUAAGACAUUUAUUUAUUA
Dendroctonus ponderosae (mountain pine beetle) is the source of this 3531-nucleotide messenger RNA. It is a transcript of the gene Np, whose product is annotated as serine proteinase stubble. Gene Ontology annotation, molecular function: serine-type endopeptidase activity. Gene Ontology annotation, biological process: acrosome reaction; proteolysis. The transcript has 10 exons. NCBI's taxonomy places the organism in Eukaryota, Metazoa, Arthropoda, Insecta, Coleoptera, Curculionidae. Bases 14 to 2830 code for a protein of 938 amino acids. The record is from RefSeq and is a predicted model, not a curated record.